Ochotona curzoniae (black-lipped pika) is the source of this 1188-nucleotide messenger RNA. RefSeq names its product serum/glucocorticoid regulated kinase 2 (gene SGK2). Gene Ontology annotation, biological process: protein phosphorylation. Bases 1 to 1188 code for a protein of 395 amino acids. The transcript has 11 exons. The record is from RefSeq and is a predicted model, not a curated record. NCBI's taxonomy places the organism in Eukaryota, Metazoa, Chordata, Mammalia, Lagomorpha, Ochotonidae. Gene Ontology annotation, molecular function: ATP binding; protein serine/threonine kinase activity.
AUGGGGAAGGGUGGGGAGUGUAAAGAGAUCAAGGAGGCAGUGGAGCUAAGGGGAUCAGGGAGGGCAAAGGGAGGAAGCCUGCUCAUCCCUCUCCCCUCUUUGUUUAAAUGUCUUCAGUCCACAGGGACCAGUGGAAACAUCAACCUGGGACCCUCAGCCAACCCGAAUGCCCGGCCCACAGACUUCGACUUCCUCAGGGUCAUUGGCAAAGGGAACUAUGGGAAGGUGCUGCUGGCCAAGCGCAAGUCGGACGGGAUGUUCUACGCCGUCAAAGUGCUGCAGAAGAAAUCCAUCCUGCAGAACAAGGAGCAGGGCCACAUCAUGGCAGAGCGCAACGUGCUGCUCAAAAACGUGCGGCACCCCUUCCUCGUGGGCCUGCGCUACUCCUUCCAGACCCCAGAGAAGCUCUACUUUGUGCUCGACUAUGUCAAUGGCGGAGAGCUCUUCUUCCACCUGCAGCGGGAGCACCGAUUCCUAGAGCCGCGGGCAAGGUUCUAUGCAGCCGAGGUGGCCAGCGCCAUUGGCUACCUGCACUCUCUCAACAUCAUUUAUAGAGAUCUGAAACCAGAGAACAUUCUCUUGGACUGCCAGGGACAUGUGGUGCUGACAGAUUUCGGCCUCUGCAAGGAAGGUGUGGAGCCCGAGGAGACCACGUCCACGUUCUGUGGCACCCCCGAGUACCUGGCUCCCGAGGUGCUUCGUAAAGAGCCUUAUGAUCGGGCUGUGGACUGGUGGUGCUUGGGGGCAGUCCUCUAUGAGAUGCUGCACGGCUUGCCACCAUUCUAUAGCCAAGAUGUGGCCCAGAUGUACGACAACAUUCUGCACCAGCCACUGCAGAUACCUGUGGGCCGGACAGUGGCCGCCUGUGACCUCCUGCAAGGCCUUCUCUGCAAAGACCAGAGACAGCGGCUGGGCUCCAAAGCUGACUUUCUCGAGAUUCAGAACCACGUGUUCUUCAGCCCCAUCAACUGGGAUGACUUGUACCAUAAGAGGCUGACGCCACCCUUCAACCCCAAUGUGGCAGGACCUGCUGACCUGAAACACUUUGACCCGGAGUUCACGCAGGAAGCUGUGUCCAAGUCCAUUGGCUGCACCCCUGACAAUGUGGCCAGCAGCUCUGGGGCCUCGAGUGCAUUCCUGGGAUUUUCCUACGCACCAGAGGAUGACAGCGACACCUUACACUGCUAA